AUGGGGAAAGCCAGCGCCGCGAUAGAGAUCAUUCUUGGCGACGUCGUCAUCAGCGAUGGGGUCAUUCAAUACGACCUUGGACGGCGGCUACCAGACCGCUUUGAGCGUAAAGAUACGCUGUUAGACUCUCUGGGGCGGCCGAAUAUCGAAAUACGAGGCUUGCUGGCGAAGUUGAAGGGUCUUCGGGGUCGCAAGCAGCUUGGCGCCGCCAUAUCUACCUACCUCGGUGUCCUCCAGAACGAGCCGCUCCUGGCCGCUGAGUACCCGGGCGCAGUACAUGAUAGGCUAUUUGAGGCUACAUAUCGCCACGUCGGCGACCAGGAGCCGUGCCAGCAGGUCGGUUGUGAUGGUACCCCGGUGCCGCGGCGGCGGCUCCACCCCGACAAGGACGAUCCACGACCAGCCGUCCAUUUUGGUCUGAUUGCGUCCGGCGAUUCGGUCAUGAAGUCUGGGGAAGAUCGCGACGCUAUUGCAAUGAGGGAAGGCGCUAUUGCAUUUGAGAUGGAGGGUGCUGGUGUCUGGGAUACCUUCCCAUGUGUUGUGAUAAAAGGCGCGUGCGACUAUGCGGAUAGCCACAAGAGCAAGUCAUGGCAGCGCUAUGCUGCCGCCACGGCGGCUGCCUGUAUGAAGGCAUUUUUAAGCCACUGGGUGCCUUCCGUACCUGCAGUAGUCAUCAUUCCAUAUCCUAAGAAUGAAACAUUUGUCGGCCGCGAUGCUAUACUCAAGAGGCUUCAAGAAAGACUUUCAACUUCCUCGCAACCGAGGAUCGCGCUCUUUGGUCUCGGCGGUAUCGGAAAAACCCAAAUAGCCACUGCAUAUGCAUAUUGGCUCCACGAGACUUGCCCUGAAGUGUCGGUCUUCUGGGUCCACGCGAGCAGUGCAGAACGGUUCCGCGAAGCAUACGCAACCAUCGCGCGAGAAUGCCACGUCCCUGGUUUGGAUGACCCGGAGGCAGAUAUAUUAGCAUUAGUGAAAGCGUGGUUGGGGAGAACACAUCAUAGUCGUUGGCUAAUGGUCGUCGACAAUGCCGACGACAAGAAUGUCUUUUACACAUCGCCAGAAGAUGAGCGUGGCUCCUCACCGUCUCAAGAUGGUGGCUUUGCGCGCUUCCUCCCCGAGAGCCCUCGUGGAUCCAUUCUCGUCACAACUCGGGAUCGGCAGGUUGGCGUCUUGCUCACGAAGGGCCGGACUCGGGCUGUGGAGGAAAUCUGCAAGAUGGACAAGCGCGAAUCUGAUCAGUUGGUUCGCGCCACGCUCGAUGGCCUCGAAGUGACGGUUGGUGAAAUCUCGCUUCUAACGUCUCGGCUGGAAUAUCUUCCUCUGGCACUCGUCCAGGCAGCCGCAUACAUUCGAAUGAAUGUUAUGGCGGUAAGCCGGUAUCUCCAACUCCUAGACAAGAGCGAUCACCCACUGGAACUACUCAGCAAGGAGUUUGAGACUAUUGGGAGAGACUCGGGGACUCCACAAGCAGUCGCAGCCACGUGGAUACUAUCCUUCAAGCACAUCGAAAAGCGAAGUAAAAUCGCGGGCGAGUUUCUCUCGCUCAUGAGUUUCUUCGACCGGCAAGCCAUCCCCAGGGAGUUUAUAUCCUGCUAUUGCCAACGACGGCAGGGGCCAAUAGAUGGAAACGGGAGACUUGAGACCCAGCAAAAAGAUAUCCAGCUUGAGGAAGCUCUAGGCCUACUUAAGGCGUUUUCAUUCAUCUCGGAGAACAAGAACGGCAAAUUUACGAUCCAUCGGCUUGUGCAGUUAGUCACCCGGAAGUGGACCGUCAACAAUGGCACUAUGGAUCAAUUCGCCAGCCAGGCACUUAUGACGGUGUCCGAUCUGUACCCUUACGGCACGUUUGAGAACCGCGAGGCCGGUGGAAGGAAGCCGAGCCGCUGCAGGUGCAGCAUGGCCAACUUGGCGGUGACGUAUGGGGAUCAAGGCCGGUGGAAGGAAGCCGAGCCACUGGAAGUGCAGGUGAUGGAGAUGAGCAAGCGGGUGCUUGGGGAGGAGCAUCCAGACACCCUCAGCAGCAUGGCCAACUUGGCGGCGACGUAUCGGGAUCAAGGCCGGUGGAAGGAAGCCGAGCCACUGGAAGUGCAGGUGAUGGAGAUGAGCAAGCGGUUGCUUGGGGAGGAGAAUCCAGACACCCUCAGCAGCAUGGCCAACUUGGCGGCGACGUAUCGGGAUCAAGGCCGGUGGAAGGAAGCCGAGCCACUGCAGGUGCAGGUGAUGGAGACGAGCAAGCGGGUUCUUGGGGGGGAUCACCCGUCCACGCUCAAGAGCAUGAACAAUCUUGCAUUUACUUGGAAGAGGCAAGGCCAUCAUGGGAAGGCUAUGGGUCUUAUGGAGCGUUGUCUUCAGCUGCGGCAAAGACUACUCGGCCCAUCCCAUCCCGAUACGGUCUCUUCUCGCUCGGCCCUUGAAAGAUGGAAAGCCGAAGCAUAG
Molecule: messenger RNA, 2436 nt
Organism: Hirsutella rhossiliensis
Lineage: Eukaryota; Fungi; Ascomycota; Sordariomycetes; Hypocreales; Ophiocordycipitaceae
Product: tetratricopeptide repeat domain-containing protein
Exons: 7
Coding region: 1-2436 (811 amino acids)
Biological process (GO): nucleoside metabolic process
Molecular function (GO): catalytic activity; protein binding
Source: RefSeq, a predicted model, not a curated record